AUUUGCUUCUCGCCAUCGCCGCCUGCUGUCAUCUCUGAACCCUCACGAUGGCCAUCUCAACGCGACUGGCCCGCCGCCGACUGCUCGACUCCGCCCUUCAAUCUCGAACCUCCGCAACGACCAAGUCCAACCGGCUGGUCAGCUUUCGCAGCUACGCCACAGAGAACCGCAGAGAAGAGCGAGAGUCGUUCAAAGGCCAAUUGUACCAAGCCACACACGAGCGCGUCCAACGCGAACGAGAAGAACAAGCCCGAUUCGCAGCCGGUCGAGAAGCACAGAAACGAUCCCGCGGCGGCAAUCCUUGGAUCUUCCCCGUGGUAUUGGCCGUCGGUGUAGGUGGAGGAUGGUUUCUAGGACAGAGUGCACCGCCGGAACCUUCGCCUGCUUCGACUCUGCCUUUGUCGCAGGUCGUACCGCCUAGACAUGAUGUUGCGCCGGUGACAUUGCAGGCUGCGUGGAGUGAUUUCAAGGCAAUCGUAGGGGAAGAGAACAUUUCGACGCAGGAGCAUGAUUUGAAGUCACAUGCUGGGAGCGAGUGGAGCUCACACAGAGAAUUAGAUGGAGACGUGCCUUUUGCGAUUGUCAGGCCUGGGACUACGGAGGAGGUAUCGGAGGUGAUGAAGGUGUGCCAUCGGAGGAGGAUACCGGUCACGGGAUACAGUGGAGGGACGUCGCUGGAGGGACAUUUUGCGGCGACGAGAGGUGGGAUAUGCAUUGACUUCAGUCGGAUGGAUAAGAUACUGAGUCUACACAAGGAGGAUUUGGACGUUGUGGUACAGCCAGCGUUGGGUUGGGAGAUGCUGAAUGAAGAGCUGGCUGAGCAUGGCCUUUUCUUUCCUCCCGACCCAGGUCCAGGAGCUAUGAUCGGAGGCAUGGUCGGGACUGGAUGCUCCGGCACGAACGCAUACCGCUACGGCACGAUGAAGGAUUGGGUGCUGUCUCUCACGGUCGUGAUGGCCGACGGAACGAUCAUUAAGACCAAACAACGACCGCGGAAGUCCAGUGCUGGCUACGACCUCACACGAAUGUUCAUUGGCUCCGAAGGUACUCUCGGCCUAGUCACCGAAGCCACUCUGAAAGUCACUCCGAAACCUCAAACCACAAACGUCGCCGUCUGUACCUUCCCGACUAUCCGCACGGCCGCUGAAUGUGUGUUCAAAGUCGUCGGCGCAGGCGUACCCAUUGCCGCUAUCGAGAUCCUCGACGAUGUCCAAAUGCGCUGCAUCAACGAGUCCGGUAACACUUCUCGCUCCUGGAAGGAAGUCCCUACACUCUUCUUCAAAUUCGCUGGCACACCAUCCAGCGUCAAGGAGCACAUCAACAUCGUUCAAGGUCUUGCUAAGCAAUCCGGUAGCAAGUCUUUCGAAUUCGCCCGCAACCAAGACGAGCAACAAGAGCUCUGGUCCGCGCGCAAAGAAGCACUAUGGAGCGUAAUGGCGCAGAAGAAGAACCCUGGCGACCGGGUGUGGACGACCGAUGUCGCGGUGCCCAUCUCACGCCUUCCGGACAUCAUCGAGGAGACGAAAGAGGAUCUCGACAAGUCUGGUCUGAUCGGUGCGAUUGUGGGACAUGUUGGCGAUGGCAACUUCCACGCGAUCAUCCUAUACAAUGAGAAGACGGAACACGAGAUUGCGGAUCAGGUCGUGCAUAAGAUGGUCAAGCGCGCGAUUGAGAUGGAAGGCACAGCGACGGGUGAGCAUGGCGUGGGAUUGGUGAAGAGGGACUAUUUGCCGCAUGAGAUUGGAACGCCGGCGGUGGAUUUGAUGAGGAAGAUGAAAUUGGCAUUCGACCCGUUGUGUUUGUUGAACUGCGACAAGAUUGUGCGCGUACAGAAGCCAGCACCGGGUGAGGUUGCGGAAUGGUAG
Messenger RNA from Zymoseptoria tritici IPO323, 1865 nucleotides. RefSeq lists its product as uncharacterized. The record is from RefSeq and is a predicted model, not a curated record. Gene Ontology annotation, cellular component: mitochondrion. Gene Ontology annotation, molecular function: D-lactate dehydrogenase (NAD+) activity; D-lactate dehydrogenase (cytochrome) activity; FAD binding. Bases 48 to 1865 code for a protein of 605 amino acids. The transcript is spliced from 2 exons. Gene Ontology annotation, biological process: lactate catabolic process. NCBI's taxonomy places the organism in Eukaryota, Fungi, Ascomycota, Dothideomycetes, Mycosphaerellales, Mycosphaerellaceae.